AUGUCUUCUGGUAUGACCAACAUGGCCCCAAUAGAAUUCUCUAGUGUUGAUGGAUAUCCUAAUGUUAUUCCUAACCCUUCUGAUCCUUCUUUACCAGCUGAGGGCAAAACAUCAAUUUUGUGUGAAAAUGUGACUAUGUUAAAUAAAACUGAAGGUGCUGAUAAAACGUGCAUAGAGAAAAAUUACCAAGGUUUCAGGAAGAUUGAUAGAUGUAGCCAAAAUAUGCUGCGCAAUGUUGUGGAGCUCCAUAUGGGAGAUGAGAAUCUUGAUAUUCCUGCCAAAAUUGAUAUGGAAAAAGCCCUAAAGGAGUUGGAUGCUCGUAAUAUUCCUACCAAUUCAACUUCGGUGCCAGUUGAUUCUGGAAAAAUUGACAAUCAAUCUCCAAAUUCAAGUGCUUUUUGUUCUGAAUUUGAGAUGCCAGGUCCUAGAAUUACUUCUGAGUUUGAGAUUCCAAGUCCUAGAAUCCCUUUUGAUUUUACCUUGAAAACCAGCUUGCGGUUGGUUUUAUCAUCCUCUGUUAAAUGGUGUCACAGGUCAUUUGCAACUCCUUCAAUUGAUGCAAGUUGUAAUCCAUACAGCUUGUGGUCAACAACUGUAGAUGGUGCUACUCCCCAGGUGAAAUUCUAUAAAUCACUGCACUCAUGGGUAUAUCCUCAGUCUUCUCUACCUGCUUCAGUUGUGUCAGUUUUGGCCUCAUCUGCUGGAAAGGAUGACUCACACUUUUGGCUGAAAAGGCAGCAGGAUUGGGAAGAUUCGUUUCGAAGCCUAUACUACAUGCUAAGAAAGAACAUUUGUAACAUGUUCUAUGUUUAUACUGUGCAGUUUGUGGUUUUGUUCAUUGGGGGCAACUUACUUGGGAAAAAGAAGCGCUCAUGUAAUGCUUACAUAUCACAAUCUACACAUGGUCUACGAUCCUUGCUAAGAAAAAAUAAAAUAAGUUUUACUAUGCCAUUUGGUGAAGUUGAAGUGGAUAGAUCAACUGAGGAUGACUUGGUUGAACUUAUGGAAAUUGAGAAGAAAAGAUUGGGCCAGAUUUUCCAUCCAAAAUCUACAACGGGGGAAGUGGAUAACAAUACCUCUCGGUCCCUCCUUUCAUUUAGUGGGCAUGAGGAGGUCCAAUCCCUAUAUGAUAUACUCAUAAAUUAUAGGGAAACCUUGAAUUCCUUUACUGGUUCAGAUGUUCCUGUCUUGUAUGCAUCUGUCCCAUUCCAGAAUGCAACUUUACAUGUUCCAGAGAUGACAUGUAAGGAGAUACGGAAAGGUGAUAUGGUCGUUCCUUCAUCCAGUGGCUCAGAUGCUAGCUAUACAGAAACUAUACCUGGUAUAUCCGUCGGUGAUCUUUGCUUUAGUGUCGAACUAAAGGAUGCAAUUAUUCCGCCAUGGGUUGUGUAUGGUGUUUGGUCUGUGAUGAGCUCUGAGGGGACUACUUUCCAGUCUUUUCUGAAGACGGAACCUACUUCACUUGCCCUAAAUGUUGCUCUCAAAUCUAUCUGCUCUCAAAAAGAAGUGCCUGAUGGUAAUGCCUUUGGGCUUCCUGCUGCGGUUAUGAAUCCUUCUCUGAGAGGUGCAAUUCUGGAGCGGCUCAGUUUUCUGAUGGUGUUUAUACUGCUAACAUCACUUCCAUCCUCGAUGAUUAAAGAAACCAGUCCGGUAAUGGAAAGAUGUUCAAGCAGCUUGUGCGUCCGGAAGUCGGAAUCAGGCCGUGGUGCCUGUGUUCACUAA
Messenger RNA from Zingiber officinale, 1722 nucleotides. RefSeq lists its product as uncharacterized. Gene Ontology annotation, cellular component: nucleus. The coding region runs from base 1 to 1722 and encodes 573 amino acids. The record is from RefSeq and is a predicted model, not a curated record. The transcript is spliced from 14 exons. Gene Ontology annotation, biological process: nuclear DNA replication. Lineage: Eukaryota; Viridiplantae; Streptophyta; Magnoliopsida; Zingiberales; Zingiberaceae.